UGAACCAUGCAGGGUGUGGACUUUUAACCGAUCUACAAGACGAGAUGAAGUAGUUUGGGAUGUUAUACUGCAACAAUACGCUCUUUUAAAUAAUCCGCGUGGUUUGUGUUGCAACAGAGACGCUCAGCAGCUGGAAACAUGUCUUUUUCUACCGAUAAACAGAAAACAAAAUUGUACCCAGUGACCAAGAAAGUUGAGGAAAUACUGGCCAUGAAGUUGUUUUUCACGGAGCUGAAUACGACCGCUACGUGUCUCAUCUGCAGACAGACAGUAUUAUAUAGGGAGUUUAAUAUGAAGCGACAUUACACUGCGAAACACGCAAAGCAGUAUAAUAAAUACAAUGGGGAAGAGAGGACGGCAGUGUCCGAUCAGCUUCUUGCAGACUUCAACCGAUCCAAAGAGCCUCCAGCAGACCCCGAUGUGAGAAGAGACUCGCUACCUGACCAGAGACCCCCAGACAUGCCGAGUCUAAAGCUGAUCUCUGCUACCGACACGCAGUAUUCAGCGGCCGUGCUGAAGUCCAUGAACGAGCAGCGAAACCAUGGAUUGUUUUGUGAUGUCACCAUUAUCAUACAGGACAAGAAAUUCAGAGCUCACAAGACAGUCCUGUCGGCCUCGAGCACAUACUUCCACCAGCUCUUCAGCGUCGCUGGACAAGUGAUCGAGUUAAACUUCAUCAGAGCAGAAAUCUUUGAGGAGAUCCUCAAUUACAUUUACAGCGCCAAGAUCAUCCGUGUCCGCUCCGACAUGCUUGAAGAGCUCAUAAACGCGGGACAGAUACUGGGAGUCAAGUUCAUUGCAAACUUGGGGUCUCCGUUGUCGCAAGUGAAGGGUCUGCCUGGUUUGUCUAAGGAGACGGAAAGCAAAAGUGACACCCCCACGGAGAUGAUGCCGAUCAUCACAGAGUCUUUCUCGAUAUCUGCUGAGGAAUUCAAUCAGACGAGCAAACCCGCGGGGAACGACGAGGACUCAGACAGCGAUGUUAUGUUUGUAUCACAAACUGAUGCUCAAAGCAGAGCAACCAAACAGAAAACCGGCCCUGGCGAUGUCAUCGUUUUGGAUUCGGCUAAUUCACAAAAUGUAGCGUCAAAGAAAACUGAAGAGUCAAAUAAUGCAGUUGCGAAACAAGCGGAGAAAGCCCAAGCCCCCGUGAAAACAAACGCUCCAAAGCCCCCCAGCAUCAGCUGUCCGAACCCAAGUUUGCUCAACAGCAGCCCCCUGCGAAGCCCCGACAGCAGCUCCAAUAACUCGUCUUCCCCCGCCAGAGUUUCCUCAGGAAGUGCUCCCACAACUCCAGCCAGGUCAAGCAGUUUCACACCCGAACCCUCAAGUGCCUCUCAGUCCUCUGAAAGCAGCGAUAUAAUGGGAGUCCACAAGAAGCAAGUCUCUACUUCAACUCAGAAAGGGGAUUUCAAAAUAAUGCUCUUAGACGUGUCCGACGGCUCCGCAAAUCAAACUAACAUUCCCAAAACAGCCGUGGCCGCGAAAAAGACAGUGACGCUCAAUACAGCCACAGAGAUUGAUUCAAUUUCAUCAGGCUGUAAAGUGUACGCUAAUAUUGGAGAAAAUACUUAUGACAUUGUCCCGGUGAAGGAAGAUCCAGGUGAAGGAGGCUCUAAAGCCAAUAAAGGGAAGAGGUCGUUAAUGGCAACACCUCUGAAAUCCUUAAAUAAACCGCCCAUGUCUCCGAAGACCAGCCCCAACAAGAAGAGGACCAAAACGGAGCUUGAGGACCACUACGAGCUGAUCAUGGACGGGAAGACUUUCUACGUGUGCAUCGUCUGCAAGCGGCCCUACGUGUGUCUGACGAGUCUCCGCCGCCACUUCAACACCCACUCGUGGGAAAAGAAGUACCCGUGUCGCUACUGUAACAAGGUCUUCGCUCUGGCCGAGUACAGAACUAAACACGAAAUCCACCACACGGGGGAGAGGAGGUACCAGUGCUUGGUGUGCAACGAGAUGUUCAUGAACUACCAGUUACUGUCCACCCACUGCAAGCAAGUCCACAACCAGGACCCCAGCGGGAGGAAGGAGAAAGACGACGCCGACAACAACUUAUACCGACUGCUGCCGUGUAAAACGGUGCAGAUGAAGCCGUACUCAUGGACUACAGACGGGCAGGGGGUCCCGGUCAUAUCCGAGGAUGGCAGCGUGCAUCACAUUACCACGGCGGGCGAGGGCGUCCACUCUUCCACCCAGACCAGGAUGUUGAACUGGGACGACAUCUUUGUCGAGCCUGAUGCUCACAUGCCUCCCGAUGAUCACGCCAGACCCGUGUCGACCGUGAACACUCCUCCACAGGGAGCCACAGAGUUUGACUUUGUUAUACCAGAGACCUACUGAGCAGCACUCACUGCUCCAUUACCUGUGCCUUUUAGGUACCCCCCCACCACCACCACCACCACCCUUAUUCCUUUUGGUUCCAUGUCAACAAUAUUCUUCUGUAAUUCUCGAUACUGUCUGCAUAAGGCACGGUCACAUUAGCCUUUCUGUUUUACAGUAACGUGUUGUGUAAUGUUCUAAUCAUGGUGAACUGCAAACAAACGCUUCCACUGAAUUGAAAGGCGGGACAGAAGUGUAAUGUGACCAUACCUUAGACUCUGCUUGUCUAAUAGCCUUGAUCUUUUUUAUCAUUGGAAUAAAUGAUACUCACGUUAGCAAAACAAACAUAGCAGUGGUUCACACGCAGUCAAAUAUAUAAUUAGUUUAUAUGGAAAAUAACAAUUCAAUGCAGGAAACAAAAACUGCUUGAGGAAAAUAAAAGAGAGGGGUGUUCGGUUUUAAAUCAAUAGUUGUAAUAAAAGACAAGAAUCAUGUAUAUUUAAGUUGUCACUGUAUGAGGCGAGUUGUAGCUGUUGUAGACCCGAUAGCGCAGGCCUCGGAAAAUGGCGCACAGAGGCAUGUACGCUCAACGCGUUGUACGCUGCAGUAAUUUUCCAAUACACCAGUGGACAAACAAACAAAACAUUCAGUUAAAAAGCAAGAACAGAGUGUUUAGCAGAGGAACUACGCUGCCCUACAGCUCCUCAAUGCUGAGGAUGCAUUGAUCUGUUCAUCAGAUAGGACCAAAAGCGACGCCAGUGAUCAGAACCUCUUUAUCAAACAGUGUUUGAGAAAUGUAUAAAUAAUAGAUGAGCAACAGACAAACAUUGUGAAUACAAAAACCUAAUAUUGUUGACACGUGUUGUAAAUCUAAAAGAAAAAACAAAUGCUACAUACAUAAGAGCAGCUGCCCCUGUAGAAGAGUCAUGUAAAGACGGGGUUUCCGUUGUGACCACUUGUGCCGGGGACACGGCGUCACGCAUAAACAUAGCCCAGUGAUGAUAUCUAAUUUCCUGUUGCUCUAAAGCCACAAAAUUCUGCGUCAACCAGAUUAUUUCAGCUGAAGGAUCUGAAGCACAAAGGGUGACAUUUAGCAGCCCAGUGAGCUCCAGUUCAUAAAACAGAAAUGGGGUUACCUAUUUAAGAAUGUGAAACCUCAGCUGUAACCAGGACAACGUCCUAUAGUGAAAUAAAACAAGGUUGCUUGAGUUUUAAAUCCACCAUCAGAUGCAUCAAUCAUGGAGGAUCAGACGGGAGUUUUUUCUGGACUGAUUUCUCCAUUUGAGAAGUUUUAAUCCUGUACAAGAGAAUGUUAAUUAUGAUCUGAAAUAUAUUUUUUCAUUAUGUGAUUGUUGGUGAUCCCACAUGUGGGUAUUGUGGCAGGGACGAUAUAUAAUGGUUAUUUGGUUUCUCAGUGGCUGGAAAAACAGCUAUGGUUUAUUUUUUGUCCAUUAAACACCUUUUGUUUUAUUUUGAUACAUCUGUAUAUUUUUAUUUGCUAUGGUUGCCAUGUUAUUGAUCUCCAGUGCAGGCUGCAGAUUUUGCUUACAAAUGUGAUAAACUGAGGGUUAUUUCAGUCAGUACAUAUAGCACUUAGCAUUGGAUCUUUUUGUAAUGUUUUUACUUUUCCACUUUUUUUCCCAUUGUGUCAAAAAGUAGUGAUUGUCAGUGAGUAAAAAAAAAAAAAAGUAGUGCUAAUAUGGAAAUCUAUUCUGUUUAUUCAAUAAAAUCAUCCAGGAUGCAGGUUUUGUUUUUUUAAUUAACAGAUUAACAUUGGUGUGUGAUGUACAGUAUAUUUCUGUUCAUUUUUUUCACUAUUUCAGAUGUAUUUAUUAGGUUUAUAGCGGUAGACAAAAUGAAAUAGUUAUAAAAUACCCUGUUGACAUUGUACAAAGUAUCCUUUUUCUGUCAGUUAGCAAUAAGGGG
Morone saxatilis (striped sea-bass) is the source of this 4248-nucleotide messenger RNA. It is a transcript of the gene zbtb33, whose product is annotated as zinc finger and BTB domain containing 33. The coding region runs from base 139 to 2343 and encodes 734 amino acids. Gene Ontology annotation, biological process: regulation of transcription by RNA polymerase II. Lineage: Eukaryota; Metazoa; Chordata; Actinopteri; Moronidae. The transcript has 2 exons. The record is from RefSeq and is a predicted model, not a curated record. Gene Ontology annotation, molecular function: DNA-binding transcription factor activity, RNA polymerase II-specific; RNA polymerase II cis-regulatory region sequence-specific DNA binding; protein binding.